ACGUCGCGGCGCGGAGCGCCUCACAUCCAUCGCCCCCUCUGUGGCUGCUGCUCUUCUCCGCUAUGGCGAAUGCGCGCAGAAAAGGAUGCGGCUGCUCAGGCUUCCUGAAGAAGAACUGGCUUCUGCUCAGCACGGUCGCCGCCGUGCUGCUGGGUAUUGGAGUUGGCAUGCUGGUACGGGAAUAUGGCAAGCUGUCUAACCUGGAUAAAUUCUACUUUUCCUUCCCUGGGGAAGUGCUGAUGAGAAUGCUGAAACUCAUCAUUCUGCCAUUAAUUAUAUCAAGUAUGAUCACAGGUGUUGCUGCUUUGGAUUCCAAUGUUUCUGGGAAGAUUGGUUUGCGAGCAGUCAUGUAUUAUUUCUGCACUACAGUCAUUGCUGUAAUACUAGGGAUUGUCUUAGUUGUGACUAUUAAACCUGGAGUGCCUCAAACAGCAAAUGAGAUUGACAGAGUGGGCAGUACCCCAGAAGUCAAUACUGUUGAUGCCAUGCUUGAUCUGAUCAGGAACAUGUUCCCAGAAAACCUUGUUCAGGCCUGUUUCCAACAGUAUAAAACUAAACGUGAAAAAGUUGAAGCUACAACUAGCAUGGAUAAAAACAGCUCCACAUUUCUGGAAGAGCCUGUCACAACUGCUACGACAGCAGGGAUGUCAGAGAACAAAACCCAAGAAUACAAAAUCGUUGGCAUGUAUUCUGAUGGCAUCAACGUACUGGGGUUGAUCGUCUUUUGUCUUGUGUUUGGAAUGGUUAUUGGGAAAAUGGGAGAGAAAGGACAAGUGCUGGUGGAUUUUUUCAAUGCACUGAACGAGGCUACAAUGAGGAUAGUUCAGAUAAUUAUGUGGUAUAUGCCAGUUGGUAUCAUCUUUUUAAUUGCUGGGAAGAUAAUAGAGGUUGAGAACUGGGAAAUCUUUCGCAAACUGGGUCUCUAUAUGGCUACAGUACUAAGUGGACUUGCAAUCCAUUCCACUAUAAUCCUGCCUCUGAUCUACUUAAUAGUAGUAAGGAAAAAUCCUUUUCGGUUUGCCAUGGGUAUGGCUCAGGCACUUCUGACAGCCCUCAUGAUUUCUUCCAGUUCAGCAACUUUGCCUGUCACAUUCCGCUGUGCAGAAGAAAAGAAUUUAAUCGACAAAAGAAUUACCAGGUUCGUUCUUCCAGUUGGAGCUACCAUCAACAUGGACGGCACAGCUCUUUAUGAAGCAGUGGCUGCUGUAUUUAUUGCACAACUGAAUGACUUAGAUCUGGAUAUUGGCCAAAUUGUUACUAUUAGUGUCACAGCUACAGCAGCCAGCAUUGGGGCUGCAGGUGUGCCCCAAGCCGGACUUGUCACCAUGGUGAUUGUACUGAGUGCUGUUGGCCUUCCCGCCGAAGAUGUUACUCUGAUCAUUGCAGUUGACUGGCUUCUGGAUCGAUUCAGAACAAUGGUGAAUGUCUUGGGAGAUGCCUUUGGUACAGGAAUAGUGGAGAAGCUCUCUAAAAAGGAGCUGGAACAGAUGGAUGUCACCUCUGAAGUCAACAUAGUCAAUCCUUUUGCCUUGGAAACAAUACUUGAUAAUGAUGAAACAGAGACCAAGAAAUCGUACAUCAACGGAGGCUUUGCAGUAGAUAAGUCUGACACCAUAUCCUUCACGCAGACUUCUCAGUUCUAAAGCCUGUAGCUUUCAGGUAAAACAGGAGUACAAUGGGUAUGGCUAUAUGCAAUAUUUCUUAAAGCUUAGAGGAUAAUUGAGAAUGAAUUACAUCUCACAUGUAUUUGAUUUACUAACACAGACUCUGAUUCUCCUUACCAGUUCUGCCCCCUUCUUAUCACCUCUACCAACAAUUUGAACUCACCACUUCCAGUCCUUGCUGAUAGGUUGAAGAAAAACACAGGUUUAAAACACUUUGGGUUUUGGGUUUGGUUGGUUGAUUGUUUCUAAGGUUGUGAAAUGCUUCUUUGGUGUUUGGAAUCAGCUUGCUCAUGAAUGGGUAUCCCAGCUGGGACGGCCAAAUGCCUCUUACUCAGGAGUAGCCCAGAGUUUCAUAUCUUACCCACAUUACAAAGCACCUGUAUGAAAACCUUUUAACAUCCUUGCCUUCUAAACAGAUUGCACUGUACUUGACACCUACUGUAACUUGAUCAUGUGCCAAAAUACUCAUUUCUGCAGCUAAGGGGAUACUACUUGGGUGAUUCAGGAAGGAACAGACCAGGAAGGCCUUGUAAUAAAUAUUUUACUGUGAACAAGGUUUCUUUUUUUUUUUCCUUUCUUUUAAUUGUGAAAUAAAUUGGAAUGGAAGAAUUCCCACUGUUUAUGUAGCUAGGUUUCCCCAUGCCUUUCA
Messenger RNA from Dryobates pubescens (Downy woodpecker), 2313 nucleotides. RefSeq names its product solute carrier family 1 member 1 (gene SLC1A1). Gene Ontology annotation, biological process: L-glutamate transmembrane transport. Gene Ontology annotation, molecular function: L-glutamate transmembrane transporter activity; L-cysteine transmembrane transporter activity; glutamate:sodium symporter activity. Bases 63 to 1643 code for a protein of 526 amino acids. Gene Ontology annotation, cellular component: plasma membrane. NCBI's taxonomy places the organism in Eukaryota, Metazoa, Chordata, Aves, Piciformes, Picidae. The record is from RefSeq and is a predicted model, not a curated record. The transcript is spliced from 12 exons.